Helicoverpa zea (corn earworm) is the source of this 889-nucleotide messenger RNA. It is a transcript of the gene Sys1, whose product is annotated as protein SYS1 homolog. The record is from RefSeq and is a predicted model, not a curated record. Gene Ontology annotation, biological process: Golgi to endosome transport; protein localization to Golgi apparatus; Golgi to plasma membrane protein transport. Gene Ontology annotation, cellular component: trans-Golgi network; Golgi membrane. NCBI's taxonomy places the organism in Eukaryota, Metazoa, Arthropoda, Insecta, Lepidoptera, Noctuidae. The transcript is spliced from 3 exons. Bases 203 to 694 code for a protein of 163 amino acids.
UGGAACUGUGUGAAUCUGUCAUUGAAUAUUAUCAAAAUAUCAAAUGAAAUUUUAAUAUCACUAAAAUAGGCCCCGAACAAUUCCAUAUGUUUACAAUUAAACUCCAAAACACAAUAAAACAACUAAACAAAUUGCUGCCUACGUAAAAAUCUACAGGGAAGGGUAGGAAUUACGGAUUAAAGAGUGAAAAAUUGUGUUAAAGAUGUCAAAAAUUAAGAAGCUCACAGGCUCAUUUCGCUAUACACAAUGGGAUCCUUGCUUGAUUAUCUCGCAAAUAGUGGCUAUGCAGUCUGUUUUGUACUGCUCCUUAUGUCUCAUCGUUGCUCUUAUGCAAGAUUUGACGGGAUCCACAAGAACGCUUGAUCAUAUUUUUGAAUAUCAUGAGAUCCACGUAAGAGACAAUGAGGGUCGCUCGGUCAUAUUUGCAUUUGUGCUGAAUGCAAUUAUUGGAGCCUUCGUACUGUGGAUGGUUGUUGGCAGAACUAAACUGUGCUUGGACUUCAGUUGCACGUACCACGGGCUACACCUUAUCGCUUGCUGGCUAUACAACGGUUCGUUCCCAACCACCUUCUCCUGGUGGGCGCUCAGCGUAGCCUGUGCCUGCAUCACCUGCGUAGCCGGAGAGUUCCUCUGCCUCCGAACAGAACUCCAGGCCAUCCCGCUCAGUAAUAUUGGAGCUAAAGUGGAUUUAUGAAACUUGGGGAGUAAAUUACCCUUCGAUUUGCUGAUCGGACACUCUAUGUAAUUUAAAAGUGAGAGUUUAAGAUGUUGGUUACGUUUUUUUGGUGUAUGGAUGUAAUGUUUAUGUAUUAGUAGAACAAUUUUUUAAUAACUACUGACUGAUUUAAUGCUGUAUUUACUACUGUUUAUUGCAAUGGUAGAAACACAG